Molecule: messenger RNA, 1591 nt
Organism: Homarus americanus (American lobster)
Lineage: Eukaryota; Metazoa; Arthropoda; Malacostraca; Decapoda; Nephropidae
Gene: AstCC
Exons: 3
Coding region: 36-482 (148 amino acids)
Source: RefSeq, a predicted model, not a curated record
GCCCCGUAGACUGCCACAGUUCUCCGUGAGCCAUCAUGUUCGUCAGGGUAGGAACCAGUGGGACAGCGACAACGACCGCCACCAGUCUUCCCCUCCUGCUGCCCCUCCUGCUGCCCCUCCUGCUGGUGGCGUCCGCAGCCGCACGCGUUCCCCAGCAGGCACCACGACCCCAGUAUCUAGAGGUGGUGAGGCCCGUCCUGCCCAACACGGCCCUAGAACCCUUAGGGUCGCUCCAGGACGCACCCCAGCAGAUCGCGGAGACGGUGUCCACACCCCGGAAGCGAGCAGCCAUCGUCCUCGACAAGCUGAUGUUCGCCCUGCAGAAGGCCCUCGACGAUUCACCAGCAGCUCCACCCGGCCAACCUGCCCCUUACUCCAGGCCCAGGACCUACGCUGCCGGCCCCAUGGACCUUCAACGGCGAGGCAAUGGUGACGGACGACUCUACUGGAGGUGUUACUUCAACGCCGUGUCGUGCUUCUAACCGCCCCACCCAGCCACCGCCCUUAGCCGCCGCCCCAGCUAACAUCCACAAUACAACGUCUAAUAUAUACUAUUUACCCAAAGUGUCGAGCCACGGGCCUUACUCUGUUAAAAGGCGAGCCAGGGGUCAGUUUUACAAUCUAAUGGUCAUGUUUGUGUCUUGAAAAUGUUUACCUUGUCAUUACUGAUUGAUCUGUUUUAUUUUGUUUUACUGGAAAGAAUUAACAAAUAUGUUUAUGUUCUGUCGAUUGUCACCUGAUGAUUCUUAUUCUGAUACAAGAUUUAUUAUUAUUUGUAGUAAAUUAAUCCUGACAGAAUGACGGUAAUAAAUUUUCUUGGCUGUAAUAAAAGCUGAGUUUGUGUAGUUGCCAAUUAUUGUCCUCAAAGUUCAACUGUACACGUGUUGUUUGCCAUACUCUGUAUAUACAUAAUAAACUACCUACAUAAUAGUAUCCGUGACAUCAUUUGGUCACUCAAGACGACGAUUAAAAAUGGUUACAGAAUUUAAUCAGUUCCCACCCAGAGGACCGAUUUCUGUGAUCAAUUUAGGUAGUGACUUCCCAAUACAUGGAAGGUGAUCUAUGGUGCCGCGAUGGCUUAAAAUAUUAUUAAACAAUAUUAAUGGUAUAUUUUGUCUUAACGGUUGAUAUAUUAUAUACUCUAGUGCUAUUUCAAACAUGACUUUAGAGCAGGUUCAGUACCCGGGCGAACAGUGUGGUGAAGGUUAUUGAGAACCCAAGAGACAAGGAAAGGCUGCAUCUUGCCACUCACGCUACCAAGUGAGGUUUUAUUUUCUUAGGAAUAUCUCCCAACUCUUACAUGAUCUACAUUGAUUUCUUUGAGUCUCGUUUUUAAUAUUACCAUUACUUUAAUAUCAAUAACCCGGAAAGAUAUUAUAUACGUUUGGUUCACAAGUCCAACAAUGGAACAGUGAAAGAAAAUUAACAGAGACGUAAGUGGCUAGACUGUUGUUGUCUCUCGAAGAUUGUUGUCCUAGUGCCGAGUGCUGCAUCGCUUACCUGUAACACUACAUACAGCAUUUAAUGACAAUCUUUAUUAUUACUGCUGUGAGAUGUUGAAAGUUAUCCAGAAAUAAAGAUUCAAUUAUUC